AUAAACUGAACAACUGAUUAAAGCCAUACAGAGGACGUUGCUGUAGACAUAAUUCGUUAACUUAAGGUGAUUUAACAUGAAAGGAUAUUUAGGAGUACUUUUUACGCUGUACCUUGUCUAUUGUGUUGCGACACAGCAAUGUUCCAAAUAUCAUUAUGAGGAGCAAAUUUUAUCAAAGGUAACUCGAAUGGAACACAGACUAGAAAUGCUGGAGGAAAAAGUCAGUAAAGAAGUAAAAGUCUGCUCGCAUUGCCCAGAUGGAUGGAUAAAAUACAAAGGGUCAUGUUACCUCUUCGUGGAGAAUAAACUUUCAUUUGAUGCCGCACAAGCAAAUUGUCAAUGUCUUCACGGUCAUUUGGUGCAUAUAGAAAACGAGAACGAAAAUGCCUUUCUUAGAAAUCAUCUUCGUACCUUAAAAGAUUCUCUCAUGUGGAUCGGACUAACAGAUUCUGAAACAGAAGGCGUCUUUAAGUGGAUUGACGACAGCUCUACGGUGUCUUUUACAGACUGGUCUCCAAAACAACCUGAUAAUUCUGGGAAUAAAGAAGACUGCGUAGAAUUCUAUCCAGAUUUAAAAUGGAAUGACCGAAACUGUGAAGCUUCCCUGAGAUCUAUUUGUGAAAAUAAACUAAAACUUACAUUACAAUCAUAACCAGAAUAAAAAAUUCAUUUCACUUAAUGAGAAUGAAUCAUACUAAUUUUUAUUAAACAUUUGUAAAUGAGAUACAAAUUUAAAAUGAUUUUAUUUGAACUUCAUAAAAUAAAUUAAAAAUAAAUAAAGAUUAAGAUUAAAUAUAUAUAAAAACGCA
Messenger RNA from Ruditapes philippinarum (Manila clam), 809 nucleotides. RefSeq names its product perlucin-like protein. The transcript is spliced from 4 exons. Bases 77 to 652 code for a protein of 191 amino acids. Gene Ontology annotation, molecular function: signaling receptor activity. NCBI's taxonomy places the organism in Eukaryota, Metazoa, Mollusca, Bivalvia, Venerida, Veneridae. The record is from RefSeq and is a predicted model, not a curated record.